Molecule: messenger RNA, 949 nt
Organism: Hibiscus syriacus
Lineage: Eukaryota; Viridiplantae; Streptophyta; Magnoliopsida; Malvales; Malvaceae
Exons: 3
Coding region: 434-949 (171 amino acids)
Source: RefSeq, a predicted model, not a curated record
ACUCGGUUCAUAUACUAUAUAUUAACGUCACAAGUUUUUCUCCCGAGCGAACACAAAAAAUGCAGGUGAGAUUUGAACUCAGAAUCAGAUAGCAUAAUCGAGUAGCAUUGUCCUUGAAAGCUUAUAUUGAUCCAUCAUUGUGAAUUUAUACCAGAUUUUUCAGUGGCUCUUUAAGGGAGCUGAUGAACAAGGAGUUCAAAAUACCACUAGUAAAGAUGAAGAAUAUGAACCCAAAGAUAUAAUUUCUUAUAAGAAUAAUAAUAGAACAUCAAAGAGUAAGAAGUUUAAGCCAGUUAUAUUUCCGUGUACUAAAGACAUUACAAAGGCUUGCUUUUACAGUACUAUCUACUUGAGAAAAGUCGACAGCUCUCGUACGAGUACGACACAUCACCACCACCACCAUAACCAACAACAACCUCAUUCCCAAACCAUAAUGAAGAUGAAGAAAGGAGGAUUCAUCGUUGCUAAUCACAAAUCAGAUUCGAGCAAAGUUUCACCACUGAGUGAAGCUCAAGUUGCAAUAUCAUCGACAAACGAUCAUCAUCAAUGUGGUAGCAGUAAUGAAAAGAAAGACAAAAAGUCCAAAACCAUGUCCCGUAUGAAGGAGUUGUUGAGAUGGGCUGCUUCGGCCAAAUCGGAGAAAGGAGCAAAGUUGAACAAAAAGGUUGAUGGUCGACGACUUAGUAUGAGUGAGUCUCCGAAGAUUAGUUUGAGAUUGGACGUGGAGAGAUGCUCCACUAUUUCUUCUGUCAUUUCUGGGGUUUCCAUGGCUUCUUCGACAAACGAUGAAGCCUCCUGCAGCGUGGUUUCAUUGAAUUCGACUGUUAUACAUGGCUUGAAUCGUUGCUCCAGCAGGAGAGGGAAUUGGAUAACUACAGACUCUGAAUGUAAGGCUCUACUCAUACGGAUUUUUCAUACGGAUUUUGAAUUAAACACUAUAAAUCGAUAA